This is a messenger RNA of Oncorhynchus gorbuscha (pink salmon), 1750 nucleotides long. RefSeq lists its product as uncharacterized. The record is from RefSeq and is a predicted model, not a curated record. Lineage: Eukaryota; Metazoa; Chordata; Actinopteri; Salmoniformes; Salmonidae. The transcript is spliced from 6 exons. Bases 581 to 1363 code for a protein of 260 amino acids.
CUACACAGCUAAAUUACUGCAGUAAAAAUUAGGUUUUUAUUUUGGAACCAGUAUUUGCAGCAUACUACAGUUAUACUGCACUCUAACUGCAGUCUGACUCCAAUCUUUUUUUGUAAGGAAGAUUGUGCACGUCAUUGACAAUUUCCCUCAUCCGUAUGUGGAACCCUUGUCUUCUACUCGGAAAACUGAUGACAGCGGUAUCUGAAUUAAGGACAUGCAGUGGUUAGCCUACUUACUGUUUUAUUUUUCCAGAAACACAAGCGAGAAUGCAAUUGAAACAACUUCGCAACGUAAUCUAGGUAGUUAAAACUUGCCUACAAGUGCACGAUUGUUACUUACCUGCAACAAUGAGACCUUUUCUCCCUGAUAACAGUAAUCAAAUACACAUUGUGACACAACUUUCUUUCUUCCUAUCGCCCUCAAUCCCAUCCAUGCCCAAAAUUCGCCCUCUCUCUCUCGCGCACACCCUCUCUCCUAUAGAUGGGACAUAUAUAAAGCAGGAGCAGUGGUAUACCAGUACCCAGGGUCACUAACAGUGGCAGAGGGUACCAAUGUGACGUUUCACUGUGACAUCAGUGAAAUGGGAGGGGAAUGCUCUUAUAUCGUAUGGGUGCAAGUGGGACCUAUGAGAAAGCUCACACUCUGGCCUCAAAAAACCUACAGUGUCCACACCAACACGGCCUGCCUCCUGAACAUCAUCAAUGCCAACAGGACAAGUGUGGGCAUCUUCUACUGUGCCCUGCUUAAUGGUGCCAUGCUGAACAUGGGCAAUGGGAGUGUGCUGGAAGUCUCUGACCCUAUCACCUCAGAAGCUACUCUGGAGGUCCUGGUGCCUGUGGACUGGCAGGAGGCCCCCUCAUCCCCAGUCCCACUUCUGUGCCUGGUGUCUGGACUGGAUCCCAGUCAGGCCAGGGUGUACUGGGAGGUGGAGGGGAAGGUUCAGUCCUCAGAGCGUUUACCUGAGGUUCAGUCAGAGAAGCCAGCCACUGUCAGAGUCCAGCUCUCUGUACCUGGCCAUACCUGGGCUGAAGGUGAAGAGAUCACCUGUGUUAUGGAGAGCACCAGUGGGGUGAAGAUGAACAAGACAGUCAGCAGGAUGGGAAUGGAGAGGUCCAGACAGGGAAUGUUUCUGGCCAUCUCUUUGGGCGGCAUGUGUAUCCUUCUUUCUAUUGUGGUGAUUGUCAUCACCUUGUAUGUCUGCAGACUGAAACACGACCCUCGAAAGACAAGAUUUCAAGCCUAUGAGCACAACCAGGACGGAGCACAGGGUCUGACUGAAGUGCAAUAUGCCAGUUUAAAGUUUGGAGCUGGUCGUGGGAGACCCUUAACUACAGCCGCAGCUAAAAACAGACAAUAUAAGUAGGCUAAAGCUGCCCUAGUAAGACCUUACAUGUGAAUUACAUUUUCUACAAAAACAUAAAAGAAGUGCUUAUUCAUUCAGGGUCAUCGGUUUGUCAAAAUGCUCCUGUGCUUUCUUGCUUAUGUUUUCUGACCUACUUAUUUGAGUCAAUGAUGUAAGGAUUUUUGCCUUUAGAAUUAGGAACUUAUUUAGUCAGAUUGUGUUGUCAUUUUACAAGCUUUGUGAUUAAAAAUCAUUUGUCUUGUUGAAAUAAUAGCCAAAUGUAAAUUCCAUUUAAGACAAGUUUAAUUUAUGGAGUGAACUAAUUUCUCUAGUCAUAUGCUGAUGAGAUUUUUGUGAUAAUAGUCAGCAAUAAAAAUGAGUCACAGAUGGAAUCUUUUUCAUCUCCAA